AUGCCUGGCGCUUUCACCUACUUCGCCAACGCCCAGUCCACCUUCAAGCCACCCCUUAUCGCAAACGAAAAUGCCUACCUGGGGGACAUAGUCUCGAGUGAACACAAUGAUCCCGAAAAGCCCAUCUCGGGCGGUUUCUACCGCCUGGAGAAAGGCACGCCGCUAGUCUACGAGUACCAUUUCGAUGAGACGAAAAUCAUCCUCGAGGGUGAAUUUGAGAUCUCGGACGAGACCGGACAGAAGGUUACGGCGGGUCCGGGGGAUGUCUUUUAUUUUCCGAAGGGAUCGAAGAUCACCUUCACGACGCCGUCGUACGGCUUGGCGUUUUUCACUGGACAACGGGCCAAGAUGUAA
Molecule: messenger RNA, 354 nt
Organism: Aspergillus pseudonomiae
Lineage: Eukaryota; Fungi; Ascomycota; Eurotiomycetes; Eurotiales; Aspergillaceae
Product: cupin domain-containing protein
Exons: 3
Coding region: 1-354 (117 amino acids)
Source: RefSeq, a predicted model, not a curated record